AUCAACAAUAUGAUCACUCCAACAGCCGAUAUUCUUCAAAGAAGCUGUGGCUGUAUAAUCAACAGCUCAGGAGUCUUUCCCUUUGACGAGUGGGUUGUGAAUGGUGAGGACUUCCUGACCUUUGACCCCGAGACUCUUAAAUGGACGGCUCUGUCCUACCUGGCCGUGCCUGUGGCUGAGGAGUGGAACCGCGACAUCUUCAGGAAUCAGAUGUACGGCGAGUUUGGGCAGACGGAGAGCGUGAAGACUCACCACAUGCUGAUGCAGAGGAGGGCGGCGUGGCUGCGCCAAAGACAGAGAAAGGAUAUGAGGGUCCGUGUACAUGCCACAUCCAUCACAGGAAGUAGGUGCACAGCUUUACUGUGUCAGGUGACAGAUACGGACCUAUCAGGACUCAGGAUCCACCUCACAGAGGAUGGCCGGCCAAUAGAGCGUGGGCUACAGCUGACCGGCCCACUUCCUGACGGAAAUGGAACAUUUCAAAUGCAACUGCAGGUGGAAGCCAUUGUGAACAGGACCAAACAAUAUCAAUGUGAAAUCAAAAGUGACGCUGUUAACAUAUCCGUCCCAUGGGAUGGACGUCUCCUCAAGGAGCAGGCUUCGAUCGCACCUGUUGUACUCAGUAUUGUUUGUGGGAGUUGCUUUCUUCUCUUGAUUAUUAGUCUGUGCUGCAUUCAGCUCUAUUGGAAGGGUAAUGCAGGCUACAAGAGAGUCACGUUAACUGAUGCCAGCCAUUCAACAACGCCACCCGAUGACUCGAGCUUGAGUUGUUAAGUCUGCUGCAAGCAUGCCACCCAAAAGACCAUGUGAAACCAUACGAGUGGACAACAUGAAGAAAGGACUAGGACUCCCUACCACUGAGAUGGAUGAUGUGCGCACGAGAAGUCCCACUAACUUCAGAGUUGUUCGGACUGUAUUACUGGAUAACACAGCAGCCUGGCAUGCUGUCUCUAACUAUUAGGUCAAUAAUCUGGAGGCACAAGCAAGGGUGUACACAUGGACUGCUGUUUAGGGGCUGUCAACAGUGAAGAGGUCCAUCACACAGUGGAUAGAAUACUGUGAGCACUGACCACACAAUGCACUGAUCUGAGAGUUCUUUUUAAGAGACGUAAGCUCUCUGCUGCCCCUCUGUGGCUGUCAAUGGUACUGCAGUGGCCCAGUUGCUUUGGCUGAAUAGGUCCAUUCAAUGUGUAAAUUAUCACCGAUAUUCUAUUUGAAAAGUCAUUGAACUUCAAAUUCACAGCGAACCUACAUUUUGUCAAAACUGUUCAUGGAAAUUGGUUUUCAGGCAGCUGAUUGCAUUUGACUUUUGUUGAGAUUUCACAGGACACAAGGUACUGUAGGCCUACAAGUGAUUUGUAAACCGACUGCAGCUUACAGACGUAAGCUGUCCUUCAAUUCA
Molecule: messenger RNA, 1402 nt
Organism: Sardina pilchardus (European sardine)
Lineage: Eukaryota; Metazoa; Chordata; Actinopteri; Clupeiformes; Clupeidae
Product: major histocompatibility complex class I-related gene protein-like
Exons: 5
Coding region: 10-774 (254 amino acids)
Source: RefSeq, a predicted model, not a curated record